Closterium sp. NIES-65 is the source of this 1746-nucleotide messenger RNA. The record is from the annotation of a GenBank genome assembly. Lineage: Eukaryota; Viridiplantae; Streptophyta; Zygnematophyceae; Desmidiales; Closteriaceae.
AUGGACGUGGACGCGGACGUGGACGUGGACGUGGACGUGGACGUGGACGUGGACGUGGACGUGGUCGUGGACGUGGACGUGGACGUGGACGUGGACGUGGUCGUGGACGUGGACGUGGACGUGGACGUGGACGUGGACGUGGACGUGGACGUGGUCGUGGACGUGGACGUGGACGUGGACGUGGACGUGGACAUAGACGUGGUCGUGGACGUGGACGUGGACGUGGUUGUGGACGUGGACGUGGACGUGGACGUGGACGUGGACCUGGACGUGGACGUGGACGUGGACGUGGACGUGGACGUGGACGUACACGUGGACAUGGACAUGGACGUGGACGUGGACGUGGACGUGGACGUGGACGUGGACGUGGACGUGGACGUGGACGUGGACGUGGACGUGGACGUGGACGUGGACGUGGACGUGGACAUGGACGUGGACGUGGAUGCGUGGACGUGGACGACGUGGACGUGGACGUGGACGUGGACGCGUGGACGUGGACGUGGACAUGGACGUGGACGCGUGGACGUGGACGUGGACGUGGACGUGGUCGUGGACGUGGACGUGGACGUGGACGUGGUCGUGGACAUGGACGUGGACGUGGUCGUGGACGUGGACGUGGACGUGGACGUGGACGUGGACGUGGACGUGGACGUGAACGUGAACGUGGACGUGGACGUGGACGUGGACGUGGACGUGGACAUGGACGUGGACGUGGACGUGGUCGUGGACGUGGACGUGGACGUGGACGUGGACGUGGACUUGGACGUGGACGUGGACGUGGACGUGGACUUGGACGUGGUCGUGGACGUGGUCGUGGACGUGGACAUGGUCGUGGACGUGGACGUGGACGUGGACGUGGACGUAAACUUGGACGUGGACGUGGACGUGGACUUGGACGUGGACGUGGUCGUGGUCGUGGACUUGGACGUGGACGUGGACGUGGACGUGGACGUGGACGUGGACGUGGACAUGGUCGUGGACGUGGACGUGGACAUGGACGUGAACGUGGACGUGGACGUGGACGUGGACGUGGACAUGGUCGUGGACGUGGACGUGGAGGUGGACAUGGUCGUGGACGUGGACGAGGACUUGGACGUGGACAUGGACGUGGACUUGGACGUGGACUUGGACGUGGACGUGGACGUGGACCUGGUCGUGGACGUGGACGUGGACCUGGUCGUGGAUGUGGACGUGGACGUGGACGUGGACGUGGUCGUGGACGAAGACGUGGACGUGGACGUGGACGUGGACGUGGACGUGGUCGUGGACAUGGACGUGGUCGUGGACAUGGACGUGGUCGUGGACGAAGACGUGGACCUGGACGUGGUCGUGGACAUGGAUGUGGACGUGGACGUGGACGUGGUCGUGGACGUGGACGUAAACGUGGACGUGGUCGUGGACGUCGACGUGGACGUGGACGUGGACGUGGUCGUGGACGUGGACGUGGACGUGGUCGUGGACGUGGACGUGGACGUGGACGUGGACAUGGUCGUGGACGUGGACGUGGACGUGGACAUGGACGUGGACGUAGACGUGGACGUGGACGUGGACGUGGACGUGGCCGUGGACGUGGUCGUGGACGUGGACGUGGACGUGGACGUGGACGUGGACGUGGACGUGGUCGUGGACAUGGACGUGGACGUGGACGUGGACGUGGACGUGGACUUGGACGUGGACGUGGACGUGGACGUGGACGUGGACAUGGACGUGGACGUGGACGUGGACGUGGACGUGACGUGGACUUGA